CUCGGUCAGCUGACGCUAGUGCUACUGCUGUGGUCGGGGACGCGGACUUGACGGCCAGCAAGAUGCCUUUCUCUGAGCUCUAUUUCAACGUCGAUAAUGGGUAUCUGGAGGGUCUGGUUCGAGGCUUCAAAGCGGGGAUAUUGUCCCAGGCCGAUUAUUUGAACCUGGUGCAGUGCGAGACCCUGGAAGAUCUGAAGCUCCACCUGCAGAGCACAGACUAUGGCAGCUUCCUUGCCAACGAGGCAUCGCCACUGACUGUGUCUGUCAUUGAUGAUAAGCUGAAGGAAAAGAUGGUCGUGGAGUUUCGGCACAUGAGAAACCAGUCAUAUGAGCCCCUGGCCAGCUUCAUGGAUUUCAUCACUUACAGCUACAUGAUUGACAACGUCAUCCUGCUGAUCACUGGCACCCUGCACCAGCGGGCGAUCUCUGAGCUGGUGCCCAAGUGCCACCCUCUGGGUAGCUUCGAGCAGAUGGAGGCGGUCAACAUUGCACAGACUCCAGCUGAGCUUUACAAUGCCAUCUUGGUGGACACACCUCUGGCCGCCUUCUUCCAGGACUGCAUAUCUGAACAAGACUUGGAUGAGAUGAACAUUGAAAUUAUUCGUAACACAUUGUACAAGGCUUAUCUGGAGGCAUUUUACAAAUUCUGCUCCAACCUUGGUGGCACCACAGCCGACACCAUGUGUCCCAUUCUGGAGUUUGAAGCAGACAGACGAGCCUUCAUCAUCACCAUUAACUCCUUUGGCACCGAGCUGUCGAAGGAGGAUCGUGCCAAGCUUUUCCCCCACUGUGGCAAACUGUAUCCAGAGGGUCUGGCUCAGUUAGCCCGCGCCGACGACUACGAGCAGGUCAAAGCUGUGGCUGACUACUAUCCUGAGUACAAGCUGCUGUUUGAGGGAGCAGGCAGCAACCCUGGAGACAAAACCCUGGAGGAUCGCUUUUUUGAACACGAGGUAAAACUGAACAAGCUGGCGUUCCUCAACCAGUUCCACUUCAGUGUCUUCUAUGCAUACGUCAAGCUGAAGGAGCAGGAGUGCAGGAACAUCGUCUGGAUCGCCGAGUGCAUCGCUCAGCGGCACCGCGCUAAGAUCGACAACUACAUUCCAAUCUUCUGAUCCUGCGUCCCUCCUCUCCCUCGCUAUCUCUUCAACAUUUCAGUCAGUGUUUGUCCUGAACAGUGCGUCUGCUCCCACCUGGGUGUUGGUUCUAAGGCCCCCACGCUAAAUUUCACAUUGGUGUAAAUUGGUUCGGCAGGAACUGCAAUUCUGAAGCCACGCCUCUUGUAGAUAUGAAUAAUCUAUUGGUUUACUCAUGUAGAAUGUUUACGGCUCCUAAAUCGGGCAUCAGUUGAAUUGACAGUUCAGGAUAGGUAACAUCUAUAAAGAACUAUGAUUUCUGAUUUAAAUACAUGCGCCAUGUAGCGGUGACUCAGCACUUCUGGCCCUGUCAAACUGAUUUGACUUCCAAAGGCUCGUCCAAGAUGUUGUUUCAGUGGCACAUGCACCAGGCAGGCCUCCUCGUGAGGCACCGCGCCACACACUUCCAGGAAAAACAACAACAACGCCAUGAUUUAAAUGCAGACUCAAAACAUUCCACAGCCUUUCCAGAGCUUUAUUUAUUUCAUAUUCCAUGUCCUGAUAGCAUGCACGCUUCUGUCUGUAGUAUCUUACCAAAUGUUGACCAGUUUAAUGUGCGUGAGCCCCGAAUCAUCUGUUGGAGAUUGUUGUAUAUUGGCAAAUCUAUCCAUGUAUAGAGCUGAAAUGAAGUAAUAUGGUGUGUGAAAGAGAAAACAUAUAUCGAGAUAUUUAAAAAUGACAUUGGUUUUCUGAUGCUGUAUGAAUUGAUUGCUGUUUUUGUUUGUCAUUUGUGAAAAGUGUGUUGUAAAUGUGAAGUAAAAAGUUAAAACCA
This is a messenger RNA of Synchiropus splendidus (mandarinfish), 1908 nucleotides long. It is a transcript of the gene atp6v0d1, whose product is annotated as ATPase H+ transporting V0 subunit d1. Gene Ontology annotation, biological process: proton transmembrane transport; vacuolar transport; vacuolar acidification. Gene Ontology annotation, cellular component: proton-transporting V-type ATPase, V0 domain; vacuolar proton-transporting V-type ATPase complex; lysosomal membrane. Bases 63 to 1115 code for a protein of 350 amino acids. NCBI's taxonomy places the organism in Eukaryota, Metazoa, Chordata, Actinopteri, Syngnathiformes, Callionymidae. Gene Ontology annotation, molecular function: proton-transporting ATPase activity, rotational mechanism. The record is from RefSeq and is a predicted model, not a curated record. The transcript is spliced from 8 exons.